Fusarium coffeatum is the source of this 1254-nucleotide messenger RNA. RefSeq lists its product as uncharacterized. Gene Ontology annotation, molecular function: carbohydrate derivative binding. Bases 1 to 1254 code for a protein of 417 amino acids. The transcript has a single exon. NCBI's taxonomy places the organism in Eukaryota, Fungi, Ascomycota, Sordariomycetes, Hypocreales, Nectriaceae. The record is from RefSeq and is a predicted model, not a curated record. Gene Ontology annotation, biological process: carbohydrate derivative metabolic process.
AUGACAACCUUAUCGCAGCCUGCCCAUGGGCCAGUUCAGACAAGCGCAGUUGUGGUGCUCGGAGCUUCUUCUUGUCCUGCCAUGCCUCCCCCCUCUCCUCCCACACCUUCCUCAUCGCCUCCGGGGGAUGCUUUUUGUGAACCCAUUGACCCGUUGACUCUGGACAGAGAGCUUCGAGGGGAGUCGCAAGCAAAGGAUCAACGUCUUCGAGAUGGGAUUCAUGUGCUCAACACAGAAGCAAUAGCUUUAAGAAAUCUUUCGCGACUCUAUGAAACAGAUGCUGUGGCCCGUGAUGGCUUCAACCAGACAGUACAAGCUAUAAUACGACAGCAGUCGACAAACGGAAAACUCGUUGUCAUUGGCGUGGGAAAAUCUGGACACAUUGGGCAGAAACUUGUGGCUACAUUCAAGAGCCUUGCUAUUCAUGCUGUCUUCCUUCAUCCUACAGAAGCCUUGCAUGGUGAUCUAGGCAUCGUUGGGUCUAACGACACCCUCAUGUUCAUCACAUAUUCGGGCAAGACACAGGAACUACUUCUCAUGCUGCCUCAUCUUGAUGAGUUUCUCCCAACUAUACUUCUUACAUCACACACAUCGCCUGGUACUUGCGAGUUUAUCAAGCACCGACCAAACACCAUUCUACUUCCUGCUCCGAUCCCAGAGCCUGAGAAGACAUCGUUUGGUGUUUCUGCCCCCACUACAUCAACAACAGUUGCACUGGCCAUCGGCGAUGCAAUCGCAAUUACGGCUGCCAAAGAAAUAAACGCAAGCAUUGCAUCUGUUUUCGCAAAGAAUCACCCGGGCGGUGCCAUCGGUGCCGCAGCUCGACAACCCCGAACUAUCAAGGAUAUAGCCAUCAGCUGGUACGAUAUUCCAGCAGAAGAGACAGCAGAAGCUAUUUUAGGGUUUGACCUGCUUCGUGCAGGUCUGGACUCGACGACAGGUUGGGUUAAAGUGCAAGACCAAGUGGCCUCUCCCAGCACGAUACGUGGGAUUGGCAGACAUGAGUUGAACAAAGGUUUAGAAGAAAUCCCAGGCUCUCUGAUAUCCAGAAGCACUAUGAUUUCACUCUCUUCGGACACUACGAUUCGUCAAGCGCAAGAUAUAUUGAACAAUAUGCAGUUGUCGCCGGACGACGAAGAUUUAAGAUGCGGACGGGAGGCUGUUGUGGCUGUGCUGGAAAAGGGGGACCUGGUAGGCGUUCUGGAAGUUGGCAGCAUUAUGGAUUUCAGAACUGAGGGACCUCUAUCGAGGUAA